AUGGUUGACGAAUUCGGGCCUUCCCAGCGCAAAUACAGUAGAUUAAGCGACUCCACAAGUGAUGAAGAAAUCAGUGAAGUUCGUCAUCAGAACACAUUUCAGCAAAAUUCAGGUCGUAAACCUGAGAAAUCUCGCAAGCAGAAUAUUCAAACACUGCGUGAGGAUGAUUUUGACCUAGAGGCUAGUUCGCUUGAAAGAGGUCGAGGUUCCUGUCGCUAUAAAUUAGAUUCGAGCGAUAACCACUCUUCGUCAGAAUCGGAAGCAAGUGGAAGUGAGUCCUCAAGCAGUUCUGAACCUCGAGUAAGAAGAAACCCAAUAGCCAAAGAUGGCUAUGGCUCAGUUAGAACUCGGGGUCGAAGGGUCAAUUAUGCCAAUGCUUUUAAAGAAGAGAGCGAUUCGGAAUCAGACGCUCCUAAAACUCUAAAUGGUAGAGAAGUCGAUUCCCGCAAUCCGCGUCCUCAAUCAACAAACAUUAACCGAAAUCACCUCUUGCAAAUACCUCAAGGGCCACUGAUAAGGAUGUGCGGAAAGACCUCAGCAAGGUUUGUUCCACCCUUAAAACAGGAGGCUACACCUGAGGGAUCAAAUGCAGCAGGAUCCUCAAGGGAAGAAUCUCAGUCCCCCGUUCAUGUUGCUGCUUCGUCCUAUCCCGGUGCUGCUAAUGCUCCUCCCCUUGGUGAACUGGAUGUGAUCGAAGAGGUUCUGAAAGAGGAGAUUCGUCGUAAAGGUGCCACGGGUGAUCCUACAACUCUCUAUAAUUGUAUGGAAUAUGAUCCUAAUGCAGGAUUUGACCCGAAACAUGAGGAGGGCGAAAUAAUGUAUCUUAUAAAGUGGCGUAAUUGGAGCCAUUUACACUGCACAUGGGAAACCGAGUCUUCUCUCACCGAUUCCAAUCGAUAUAACUCUGUUGAUGGCUUGAAGAAGCUAUAUAAUUUUCAAUACAAGAUGGGUGUAAAGAAGAGCCUUAAGAAGACUGCUGGUCCUGAGGAGUUGGAGAAUAUUCUAUACGAGGAGGAUAGUGAAGAGGUUGUUUUGCAGGAGAAAAUGGAGGUCGAGAGGAUUAUAUCCCAUUGUCGCGAUCGAGAUGACGCAAAUGAGGUUGAUUACCUUUGUAAAUUUAAACGAAUGGACUAUCAUAGUGCUACAUGGGAGACAGGUUCAGUUAUCAGAAAACUCUUUCCGCAUGCUGUGCAGGAGUACGAAAAACGCCUUGCAUCUACAAAACUGCCUAACUUCCGUCGUGAUAUGUUUGGCCGUCGUCCAAAAUUUGUUCCCAUUCCUAAUCAGCCCGAAUACAUUGGGGCGGGAAAUCCUGAAUUGCGUUUACGUGAUUAUCAACUCAAGGGUCUUAAUUGGAUGGCUCAUGCUUGGACUCGUAGAAACAGCGUUAUUCUUGCAGAUGAAAUGGGCUUGGGAAAGACUGUCCAGGCGAUCAGCUUUCUAAGUUAUCUUUUCCAUGAACAUGGUCUAUAUGGAUCUUUCUUGAUAGUUGUACCUUUGAGCACUAUUAGCAGCUGGCAAAGAGAAAUUGAGCUCUGGGCUCCAUUUUUCAAUUUGAUUGUUUACGUUGGAAAUUGUUAUUCACGCGAAGUUAUCCGUGAUUAUGAAUGGUCUCAAUCUGGCGGGUUUGCUAAUCGAAGACAGCAUAGACUCAAGUUUAAUAUAUGCAUGACAACCUACGAGAUUCUACUAAAAGACAAGGCUUUCCUUGGUCAAGUGCCGUGGGCUGCUUUGGUUGUUGAUGAGGCCCACAGGCUUAAAAACGACGCUUCUCAACUCUAUCAGGCACUUUUUGCAUUCGAUACAGAUACUAGACUCCUCAUUACCGGCACGCCACUUCAGAAUUCUCUGAAGGAGUUGUGGUCACUUUUACACUUCCUUAAUCCAAAUUAUUUUACCACUUGGGAGGAGUUUGAAGAGGAGUACAGUUUCUCCUCUCAUUUGCCCGUCUCUGAUUCCCAUGAUGGAUUUUCGCGUUUGCAUCGAGUUAUCGAACCUUACUUAUUACGUCGGGUGAAAAAGGAUGUGGAGCAAUCAUUACCUGCUAAAACGGAACGAAUACUCCGCGUAGAAAUGUCUAAACGUCAAGGUACACUCUAUCGCCUAAUUCUUGCUCGCAACUACGACGGUCUCAUGAAGGUAACUGGUGGUGGCCAUAAGGCGUCUUUCAUAAACAUUGUAAUGCAGCUAAAGAAGUGCUGUAACCACGCCUACCUCAUUGAUCCUCCGGACGAUAAAAAGAUUUAUCGACGUAAUGAUGAAACACUGCGCGAUCUCAUCAAAGGAAGUGGCAAAAUGAUGCUAUUGGACAAGCUUUUGCUCAAACUGAAACCUCAGGGACAUCGAGUACUUAUUUUUAGUCAGAUGGUGAAGAUGUUAGAUAUCAUUGCUGAUUACCUCACACUUCGUGGUUGGGGCUUUCAACGGUUAGAUGGUUCUAUUCGAGGAGAUUUAAGAAAACAGACGCUGGAUCACUUUAAUGCCGAAGGCUCAACUGAUUUUUGUUUCCUUUUGUCUACGCGUGCUGGAGGUUUGGGUAUUAACCUUGCCACCGCAGACACAGUUAUAAUCUUUGACUCGGACUGGAAUCCUCAAAAUGAUCUUCAAGCUCAAGCCCGCGCUCAUCGUAUUGGACAGACAAAACAGGUCUCUGUUUAUAGAUUGGUGGUAAAGGAGUCGGUUGAAGAGAAGAUUAUUGAGAGUGCUACGCGUAAAAUGUUGCUUGAUUUUCUUGUCAUUCAGCGCAUGGAUACUGCUGGUAGUCGAAGAAAAACUGACCCUAAGGCAAAACUUCUUACUGAUAUUCUGCAACAUGGCGCUGAAGGCAUAUUCCGCCAGAACGAAGAGGAGCCUGGGGAUAUAGAAGUGGAUAUUGAUGAUAUUCUAAACACUGCCGAGACACGAACUGCGGAAAUCGAGGAUGAAUCGCAUGGUCUACUUUCAGCUUUCAAUGUAGUGAAUCUCAACCAGCUGGAAGAAGAUGAUAAAAUUGCAAUGGAAGAAAAGCCCUCCACUAAAUCUUGGUCGGAAAUCAUUCCAGAGGAAAUGCGUAGAAAUGUCAAGGAGAAUGAAGAUCAGAAGGCUCUUAUGAAUCUUAUCACAGGGCCUCGACUUCGAAAACAGGUGAAGUCUUUCCAUGCGGGCGUUGAUAAGGCCUACUCUUCUAGUGAAUCAGACUCGGAGGAUGAACAACAGAAUAAUGGGCAGAAACUUGCACACUUGAGUCCCAAAGACAUACGUGCAGUUGUGAAAGCGCUAAAGCGCUUUGCUCGUCCUCUCGAACGUAUUGAUUCUAUAGCUGCAGAAGCUGAGCUCUCUUCUCUAACGAAUAAGGAAAUUUUCGAUAUUGUUCAAUACAUCAUCGAUGGUUGUAAGUCGGCAGUUGAAUCACCAACAACAACCAAUCAAGUUGGCGAAGAGGAAGCUAAAAAUAAAGCUCCUGUUUUCAAUUACGGUAAAGUGGCGAUACAAGCUAGGCAAAUCUUGCAGAGUCUGAGCAAUUUGGACAUUCUCUAUCAAGUUAUGCCCAAGUCUUCAAAGGAGGAUCGUUUGAAUUAUGAGUUGCCCUUCAGUCCCCGAUUUACAAACUGGCCUAAUCAAUGGAGUGCAACUGAUGAUGUGCACUUGCUUGUGGGGGUAUAUGAACACGGCUAUGAUAACUGGGAUGCAAUUAAACUUGAUCCUGACCUAGGCUUGGCGUCAAAAAUCCUCCCUAUUAACUCCAAUGAACGACCCCAGGCUAGUCAUAUCCGAGCCCGAGUGGAUUAUUUGCUAAAAGCGUUGUCUAAACAGACAUCUAGUGAAACCCGUGAUAUAAAGAAGGGCCAGAAAAAUAAUGGAAAGUCUUACUCAUCGAAAGAUCAUAAGAAGAAAUCUUCAUCUUCUAGCAAACGUCUUAGUAAUUUAACAGACCAAUCCUCGAAAUCUGCUGUCAAGCCAAAGUCAGCUGAAUUCGUUGAGUCAGAUGGAACAUCCGAGUCAGAUUCUAAGGCCUCUUCGAAAACUACUAUUCCUCCUAUACGCAUAAAGAAGAAUCACAAACGGGAGCUAAAGGUUGAAAAUGUCUACGAUCAGCCUCCAGCAAAGCGUUCUAAAUAUAGUGAGAAUAGAGUGAGUAAGAACGAACCCGUUCACUACACAGCAUCGCCAGUUUCUGUUUCCGACCUUACUAAAGAGGAAGAAGACGAAAUCCGUAACAUGGAUGGAGAUCUGUUUUCGGAGUGUAAAGAGCGUUUUCAUCCCAUAAAGAAGGCUCUGAAACAGCUGAAAAAGUUUGAUUGUGCGGAUAACCUAAAUACGGAGAGGUUUAAUGAAGUUUUACUACAAAUUGGUGCUCAUAUUCGCAAGAUACUAGGUGAGAUGAACGAGGACCGGGCUAAACGACGAAAGUGGAAACAUGUAUGUUGGCUGUUUUUGGAACAUUUUUCUCAAAAAACUGGUUCGGAGUUGGAGGAGUUGUACCACUCCAUUCGUAAAUCGACUUUGACCAAGGAGAAGGAUUUAGGUCGGCAUAAUCGUGAUGAUGAUCAUAAGCAUAGCAACAAACAUGAUGAUCAUCACCGCCAUCUUUAUGGUAGCAGAAAUGAUAACGACAGCAAACAGUCUUCACAAGGUCAUCGUAGCCGAUCUUACCACCAUCGGAGUCGUAGUUCUGACCGACGAAGUGGUCCAAAUAAUAGUGUUGGUUAUUCCUCCAAUUCUGGAGAUAGAAGAUCUAGUGGUGGUGAUUGGUCCAAUAGUCGCCAAGGCUUUAGUAAUUCAAAGGAUCGGACUUCUAGGACUGGCCGCGACAAUCGAAAUGAUCGUUUCAAAAAUGCUUUCAACAACGAGUUCAAUGAUGCUUUCAACAAUCCCGGUUUACGAGAUCUUCAUGGUGUUGCCCCGUCUUCUCACAGUAGUAUACCUCCCCCGUAUUCUUUCCAACGUCCUUCAACUACGCAUUAUUCUUGGCAGGAUCGACCUUCUAAUGGUCCGUUACUCCCAUCUCCAACUCAUGAGGGCAGUAUUAUUCCUCCGCCGAUCUCAUCUAUACCUCGACGAGAUCCUCGGUUAUCGUGGCACAGUAGACCCUAA
Rodentolepis nana is the source of this 5073-nucleotide messenger RNA. NCBI's taxonomy places the organism in Eukaryota, Metazoa, Platyhelminthes, Cestoda, Cyclophyllidea, Hymenolepididae. The record is from the annotation of a GenBank genome assembly.